Coregonus clupeaformis (lake whitefish) is the source of this 604-nucleotide messenger RNA. RefSeq names its product chromosome 13 C11orf1 homolog (gene cfap68). The record is from RefSeq and is a predicted model, not a curated record. The transcript is spliced from 4 exons. Gene Ontology annotation, cellular component: nucleus. The coding region runs from base 154 to 588 and encodes 144 amino acids. NCBI's taxonomy places the organism in Eukaryota, Metazoa, Chordata, Actinopteri, Salmoniformes, Salmonidae.
GAUAAGAGCGUCUGCUAAAUUACAUACAUAAAUGUAUAGACGGAUCCGCUGUUUGCGCACAGAGCGGCUGUCUUUAUCACCAAGGAAACGCUUGACAAUAAAGGAGCCUGCAGGAGUUCUGUCCUCGAGUCAAGCUCAGCUGUCAGCAGCAGGAUGUCAUUCCCAUGGACCUUCUGCUCUCCUCCGUUCCACUACAUGCUGCGUGCGUCUGGGCAGAGUGAGGUAUGGAGCGACGCUCGGCCGGAGGACAAGUUCCAUCAGUACGGCUGGCGCUGCGGAACCAGCGAGGACGGAUAUGGUACCGGGACUCUGAUCGGUAACUGGGUCGAACAACAAAAAGACAGCACUCAAUACCGGAAAGCCAGACCCCUACCUUCACAGGUUAGACCCCUACCUUCACAGUUCUCUCACUACUUCGACUCCACCUACUCCUCCUCCUUUAACCGUGAAGAGAAGAGACCCAUCUACAGCUUGAGGAAGGAGUCCAAGAGUUUCCCGGGCCACCAGCUGGAGUUAGACCCCCCUGUGAAGCUGCAGGAUGCUAGGGUACAACAGGAGAACACCGCAGGCAGAGCAGCCCCCUUCUGACCCCUCAAUAAACACU